GUCACCUCCACCUGUGUGCCCCCCCGCGUGAGACGCUGCCCCUGGGGUCCUCCCGUGUCCCUGGGGUUCAGCGUGGGCUCAGCGGGCCCUGCAGGCUGUCGUCUCCCUUGUCUUGAUUGCUGGCCUUCAUUGUCCUCACGUCUCACUGCAGUGCUGGCAGUGGGGUGCCCCGCAGCAGCACAUCUGGGGUCCCCAGGAUGCUCACGGAGCCCCACAGCUGCUCCUCACCCCCUUAGCGGUGGGGGGCUGGCAGUGCCCAGCACUGCGUUUCCCCCACUCCCGUUACCCCUGGAGGGAAGGGCCCUGCAGGCACAGCACCGUUCCCUGCCCUGAGCCCUUGGCACCAGGGCCCGCCUGCUGUGCUGACCUUGCAGAACUGCUGAGUCAGAUGGCAAAGGCAUUUUGGAUUUUAUUUUUUUAAGCUCUGAUCCGUGUUGAAUUGUGCCUGGAAAUCUGUCUGCUGCUCGAGUGCGUUCUGGCUGGCAGAACUCUGCUGCCUGUCCCCUGCUGAGAUCCCCGCUGAGCCCCUGGGUGCAGACCCCAUAGCAGGGGGUGCGCUGCGCCCAGCUCUGCCCUCACUGACACUUUGCACCUCCAAACCCUUUGCUGAGCUCUUCCUGCACCCCACACCUCCUGGGCUGCACCGAGCUGGGGCCAGGAGGGGGCCGCAGCGUUCUGCUCUUUGCACUUUGUUCCCUCCCGUCCCUUAACGUCCCCUCCUGGGAGGAGGCAGCACCUCCUCCCCUUGGGCCCUCAGCCAGCAGCUACUGGCUGUUAUCGGUGCCCGGUGGCCCCAGGAGGGUCCCCGCUGAUUACAGGGUGCAGGCAGCAAGGCGGGGGCCGCCCUCCCUGUGCAGUGCUGAUAGCACAGCUGGGGUGCAGCACGGGGCUGCUCCAGACCCCCAGCCCCAAGAUGGGCACGUAUUGGGCUGGGGGUGUGAGUGAAGCCCCCUGAGCGUGCUCUGUGUUGCAGGAGGGCAGUACCAUGGCUGAGAAGACAUCGCCGGGCCCCAGUGGGGCCAUCACACCCUUGCAGCAGAUGUUGGCCUCCGGGACGGGUGCCAUCCUCACCUCCCUCUUUGUGACACCCCUGGAUGUGGUGAAGAUCAGACUGCAGGCCCAGAGGACGCCCUUCUCCAAAGCGUGGUUGGUGCGAUCGGUGCCCCAGGGCUCACAGCAUGCCACAUGGAAGUGUUUCCUCUACUGCAACGGGCUCAUGGAUCAUCUGUACGUCUGUCAGAAUGGCAACAGCUGCACCGCCUGGUACAAGACCCCCACCUGCUUCAACGGCACAUUGGAUGCCUUUGUGAAGAUCACACGCCACGAGGGCAUCAGGUCCCUGUGGAGCGGGCUCCCCCCAACGCUGGUGAUGGCUGUGCCAGCCACCGUCAUCUAUUUCACCACCUACGACCAGCUGCGGGACUACCUGCACGCCCGCACCGGGAGCCGGGGCCACCACAUCCCACUGCUGGCGGGGGCCCUCGCUCGGCUGGGUGCCGUGACGUUGAUCAGCCCCCUGGAGCUGAUCCGCACCAAGAUGCAAUCCCGACAGCUCAGCUACCGCGAGCUGCGCGUCUGCAUCCAGUCAGCGGUGGCUCAGGAUGGCUGGCUGUCCCUGUGGAGGGGAUGGGGGCCCACGGUGCUGCGGGACGUCCCCUUCUCUGCUCUCUACUGGUUCAACUACGAGCUGGUGCGGGAGUGGCUCUGCAGACAAACCCGGCUGGAUGAGACCACCUUCAUGGUCAGCUUCGUGUCCGGGGCCAUCUCUGGGACGGUGGCUGCCGUGCUGACGCUGCCCUUCGACGUGGUGAAGACCCAGCGGCAGAUCCAGCUGGGAGACAGCGAGCUGCACCCAGCUGCAGCCUCCAAGCCUUCAUCCACCUGGCUGCUCCUGCAGCGUAUCCGUGCUGAGUCUGGCACGCGGGGGCUGUUUGCAGGCUUCCUGCCCCGUGUCAUUAAGGUGGCACCCGCCUGUGCCAUCAUGAUCAGCACCUACGAGUUUGGCAAAACCUUCUUCCAGAAGCUGAACCAGGAGCGGCGGCUGCGGGGGCUGUGAGCUGGGAACUGUGAGCCAUGGAGCGGGGCCAGUGCCAGCCCUGCUGCUGGCCCCAGUGCCUUCCCUUGGUGUGCUGCACAGCCUGGACGUGGCUCACGGCGUGGACGCAGCCCGGGGGCCGCCUCCAUCAUGCCCUGCUGGGGACAUCGGUGCCUGCUGUGGGGAUGCAGCCCUGCGUGGCCGUGCCUGUGCUCACCCCUUGGGGUUGGACAGAUGCUGCUGCUGGACUCAGGCUGGGUGCUCCCAGCUUCCUUGAGGGCAGGAGCCGGGGCUCCAUGCUGGACCAAACCCUGGGGGCUGCGCCGUGUGCCUGAGCCCCGCUUUGUCCCCCAUCCAGCCCUUCCUCGUCACGCACAGCCUCCCCUGUAGCCCUGCAUGGCGUGGGGACUCACCACAGCUCUGCCUCCGGACCUUUCCUCCUCCUCAGGACCCAGUUGCCCUGGGUUUGGACCCUGUGUGGGGACGGACCUCCCUGCUGCUCUGAGGGGCCAGGCUUGGAUCUGUGACCUGACCCUUCACCACGAGGGUCUCCCCCUGUGGGAACUGCCCUCCUUCCACCUUGGGGGGCAGUUUCUCUUAUUUUCUUAAAUAAAACUAAAGCUCUCUUAGGA
This is a messenger RNA of Meleagris gallopavo (turkey), 2667 nucleotides long. NCBI's taxonomy places the organism in Eukaryota, Metazoa, Chordata, Aves, Galliformes, Phasianidae. The record is from RefSeq and is a predicted model, not a curated record.